AUGACUGAAGUGUCGUCGACUCGACUUUAUCUCGGGAAUCUUCCCCGCAAUGUCACCAAGCAGGAUAUCGAGGAACAUUUUAGCACCCAUGGCUCCGGAAAAAUUACAGAGAUCAAGCUUAUGAACGGUUUCGGAUUCAUUGAAUACGAAGAUGCAAUGGAUGCUAGAGAUGUUGUACCAGAUGGCAGUGAUUUCAAAGGCGAACGACUCACUGUACAAUUCGCGCGGGGGCCACGUCGCAAGGAGAACUUCCCUGGCCCAAUGGACCGUCCUAAUAUGCCUCGUCCCCGUCGCACGGUCUACCGUAUGAUGGUUUCUGGACUCCCGGAAACAAGUUGGCAGGACCUUAAAGACUUCGCACGUGGAGCGGGUCUUGAUGUCGUUUACUCGGAAACCGGCCGUGAACCUGGCAGAGGGUUCGUUGAAUUUGAGACUGCGAACGAUCUGAAGACUGCCAUUGAGAAGCUCGAUGGGCGUGAUUUCAAAGGCUCCCGAGUGAGUUGCGUGGCAGAUAUCCAGCCUGUUGAUGAGCGCCCUUUCCGUGAUCCUUACCGGUCUCGGUCCCCUCGCCGGAGUUAUCCACCCGUAGAUGAGUACGACCGGAGAUUCCCUCCACCUCGGGGCUACAGUCCCCGUGCUCAUUACCGGGAGCGUUCCCCAAUUCCAAUGCGCCGGGAUUAUUAUGACCGUGAUGGCUAUGGACGCCGUACUCCUCCUCGUCCUCGUAUUGAUGAUUAUCCACCUCCACGUCGACCCUAUGAUGACCCUUAUGAUGUCCGUCCGCCGCCGCCGCCGCCUCGGUAUGAAGAUCCUUAUAUGCCACCAAGGCCAUACGGACGCCCUCGAAGUCCCCCCCGGGGUGAAUAUGUGCCCUAUGACCGCCGUGGUUACUGGUAA
Molecule: messenger RNA, 897 nt
Organism: Aspergillus oryzae RIB40
Lineage: Eukaryota; Fungi; Ascomycota; Eurotiomycetes; Eurotiales; Aspergillaceae
Product: putative pre-RNA splicing factor Srp2
Exons: 6
Coding region: 1-897 (298 amino acids)
Cellular component (GO): cytoplasm; nucleus; ribonucleoprotein complex
Molecular function (GO): mRNA binding
Source: RefSeq, a predicted model, not a curated record